UCCAGCUUCCAGCACAAGUCCCGCCUGCUGAGCUUCGCUCUCUCCACUCUCCCACUCUCUCCUACUGAACUCGCUGGUCUCGUCUGUUUGACCACUUGAACAGAGACCAUGCAGAAGUGCCGGGCCGCCAAUUCCGCCUUGGGGUCGAGGACAAUCGUCCCCCCCACCCCUCGAGUCCAAUUGCAGUCGCAGCGCCGCAAUCUCCAGGAUGUUGCUAUUUCCCGGACCGGAAAGCCGAUCCUGAAGGUUCAGGGUGGACGGUCGUCUUUGGGAGGUCACACCGCGACUGUCUUCGGUGCUACUGGUUUCCUGGGCCGAUACAUUGUCAACAAGCUCGCUACGCAGGGAUGCAACGUUGUCGUUCCCUACCGCGAGGAGAUGGCCAAGAGACACCUGAAGCCGACUGGUGAUCUCGGACGUGUCACCUUCAUCGAAUACGAUCUGCGUAACACCCAGUCGAUCGAGGAGAGUGUCCGUCACUCCGACAUUGUCUACAACCUUGUCGGUCGCCAGUAUCCUACCAAGAACUUCUCGUACACCGAUGUCCAUGUCGACGGCGUGGAGCGCAUCGUUGAGGCCACUGCCAAGUACGACAUCGACCGUUUCAUCCACGUCUCUUCCUACAACGCGAACAAGGACUCUCCCUCCGAGUACUUCGCGACCAAGGGAUGGGGAGAGGAAAUCGUUCGCUCCAUCUACCCCGAGACCACCAUCGUCCGACCCGCCCCGAUGUUCGGUUUUGAGGACAACCUCCUCCACAAGCUUGCUGGCGUGACUAACCUUUUCACCGCCAACCACAUGCAGGAGCGCUUCUGGCCCGUUCACGCCAUCAACGUCGGUGCUGCCCUCGAGCUUAUGCUCCACGACGACUCCACCGCUGGUCAGACCUAUGAGCUUUACGGCCCCAAGAACUACUCGACUGCUGAGAUUGCCGAGCUGGUCGACCGCGAAAUCAUCAAGCACCGCCGCCACAUCAACAUUCCCAAGCGCGCCCUGAAGCCUCUGGCGUACUACCUGAACAAGUUCAUCUGGUUCCCCACCAUGUCCGCCGACGAGGUGGAGCGCGAGUUCAUGGACCAGCAGAUUGACCCGACUGCUAAGACCUUCAAGGACUUGGGCAUUGAGCCUGAUGACCUGGCCAAUCUGACUUUCCACUACCUGAAAGGAUACCGUAGCGCCUCGUACUACGACCUGCCCCCUGCCACGGAGCGGGAGCAACGGGAGGAGAAGAAGUACCUGCACGUCCUGGACACCCAGUAGUGGAUUGUGUUUCUUUAAUGUAUAUAAGUUACUAGACUCGAAGUUUUCCCAUUUGUUGUUGAA
Molecule: messenger RNA, 1323 nt
Organism: Aspergillus steynii IBT 23096
Lineage: Eukaryota; Fungi; Ascomycota; Eurotiomycetes; Eurotiales; Aspergillaceae
Product: complex I NDUFA9 subunit family protein
Exons: 9
Coding region: 109-1260 (383 amino acids)
Cellular component (GO): mitochondrion
Molecular function (GO): protein-containing complex binding
Source: RefSeq, a predicted model, not a curated record